Molecule: messenger RNA, 4248 nt
Organism: Ostrea edulis (European flat oyster)
Lineage: Eukaryota; Metazoa; Mollusca; Bivalvia; Ostreida; Ostreidae
Product: heparan sulfate glucosamine 3-O-sulfotransferase 6-like
Exons: 2
Coding region: 1039-2193 (384 amino acids)
Molecular function (GO): [heparan sulfate]-glucosamine 3-sulfotransferase activity
Source: RefSeq, a predicted model, not a curated record
CAUUAAAGUGCGGCCCGGAGAACCUUAUAAGUUAUAACUGUCAUUGUCGUUUAUCUUCAUAGCACUUGUAACGACCACCCUGGGUCCCAAACACGUAAACCCAGAAAAUGACUGAAUGGGGAUACACUAAUUUCAGAUGACAAACAAUCAUACAUUCCGUAGGAUUGCAAGUUCCAACGAACCAUUUGUGUCAAAUGCUAUUUAGAAUUGUUUUAUUGCAUCGUAUCGUUAGGUCAAAUCAAAUGCUAUCAUGCUCGUUACAUACUUGUAUUUGUUUAUACAUGAAAUUUUAUUUUUUUUUAUUUAUUCAUUUUAUUUUUUUAUUUUUUUGUGGACGAGUUUGGAGGGAAAAAUCACCAAAUUUAAAUUCUAAUUUCUUUGAAAGUUCAGAAGUAAACAAACAUGCGAACGCCCUGCUUAAGUUUGAACAUUAACUCAACGUGUUAAUAGGAUAAUUUUCAGAUGAAAAAAAACAACCCGUUACUGCCUACCAGGAUUUCGUCCAAUCAUUUAGCACGUUAAAGCCCCCCCGCUCAGAAGAACUCGGGAUCAAUAGAUUCAUACAGCAUGUACCACAUGCACGCGGUCUGUCUGUCAAACAACACCGGUUAUCAGCGCGCAUUACGUUAUCAAAAUAAAAUUCCGAAGCAUGAAUGGAUUAAGGUGUUGGAUUGCGACCUUCUCAUUUCGAUAUUCACUUGACUAGGUGUGAAGAAACAGAUAUAUAACCGCCACAAUGGGUUAAAUUGGUGGCGUGUAGAUAGCUUUAUACACAGACAUCCAGGUGUUAAAAAUUGCUCCGUUCCAUGUCGUUUCAUUUCUUAAUUAUGAACAGUGCUGCUAUAAUACGAGAAGGAACAUUUAAAGUUUGCAUGUAACCGGACCAAUAGCGGGGAAUAGUCAUGUAACCGGACCAAUAGCGGGGAAUAGUCUUUGUCGAAUAAAACCCAUUUUUGCAAAGUUUCAGUCGUGGAUUUCAUUAGUUAAUUGAAGUGAAAACAAAUAUAGAACGUUGAUUUAAAACAGAGAAGGAUGUGAAUGGAAAUGGUGGGCGUUUCAGUAUCAAAGACCAUCAGAAAAUUUCGUCGAAAAUCGUGGUGUAAAUUGAUUUCUAGUGGCUUCUUAUUAAUUAUUUUGUGUUUCCUAAGCGUCAAAAGUCAACUGCUAUAUCGUGAAACUUGGAGCCCAACAAGAUACUCCUCAUCUAGUUUCUAUUUAAGACUUCCUGAAUUGGGACAUAACAACAGAAACUUGCAGAAUAUAGUUCUAUAUGGCGGUGUUAGACAUGGCAAACCAGGGGUACCCUCUGACAAACUUUACGUAUUUGAGAAUACGCGGAACCCAACGCUGGUCACAGACCAAGGGAAAGUCAAUCGGAAAACAGACAGUCUGUAUUUAAAGAAUAUGGAAAUAGGAAGAAACCGGCGGCUUCCACAAGCUAUAAUCAUAGGGGUGAAAAAGGGCGGGACACGGGCCUUGUUAGAAUUUCUCCGCGUCCAUCCAGACGUCUUGGCUACGGGUCCGGAGCCGCACUUCUUUGAUAAACAUUAUCACAGAGGCUUGGAAUGGUACAGGUCGCUUAUGCCAGAAACGUUGCCAAACCAGCUCACCAUAGAGAAAACCCCGAGUUAUUUCGUCACCAAGGAGGUUCCAGCUCGGAUCUGGAAAAUGUCAAAUUCUACCAAACUUUUAUUGGUUGUUCGAGACCCUGUGACGCGUGCUAUUUCAGAUUAUACACAAAUUCGUAGCAAGCACGGAAAAAUCAAGUCGUUCGAGAGCUCUGCUUUCUUACACAAUGACACGAGUCAGAUAAACGUUUCCUGGAUUGUGCUUCGAAUUGGACUGUAUAUUAAACAUUUAGAAAAUUGGUUAUCUGUAUUUCCUUUGGAGCAGAUUCAUUUUGUUCACGGAGAAAAUUUAGUGACUAAUCCCGGCGAAGAAAUGAGUAAAGUGCAAAAAUUCCUAAACUUAAAACCGGUUAUAACAGAAAAACAUUUCUUCAUCAAUAAAAGCCGAGGGUUUCCGUGUAUCAAGAAGAAAAUUAGCAACAAACGGGGGCAUUGUCUGGACGAGAGCAAAGGUCGCAAACACCCAGACCUGCCAGCAAAUGUCAUGGCCUCUCUCAGACGUUUUUAUCGUCCGUUCAAUGAAAGGUUUUACCAAGUGACAAAUAUCAAUUUCAACUGGACAUAGUCUAUCCUGAACUACCCUUUGAAAUCAAUUAUCUGAUGUUUUGCAAUUUAUUUCAUCGACAUUCAUGAGUCAACUUCAAGAGAAACAUAAAAUGUCUAUAUAGGAACCGUUCCAUAUCUGUCUCAGGAUAACCUGGGUUUGUUUUUGUUUUUUUAAUGUUUUAACUCAAAAUGUCAUCUCUGCUUCCAAAAGUAGAGCGAAGGUGAAAAUGAAUAAUUAGAUUUAAAUGAUGUGUAUUUACUCAAAUUCCUUUCUAUAAGUGCGUGAAAAGCAUCUAAGUAUAGCUGAAAUGAGUAAAGCGCUAGUAUGAUUAAUUUUGCAUGAUAAAAUAAUGUAAGUAUUUCUUCCAUUUUUACAGACGGUAGUUGUCGGAGGUGUCCUGGAUGUAACAAACCGUUUGAAGGAUACCGAGUUUUUCUCCAGCACCACAGUCAACAAGACACGGGCCGCUAGGGGCAGCCAUGGAAGCUUCAUCAAAUUUAGACUGAAAGUAAAUUAAUAAGGAAACCGUAGCAAGCCUCGUGGGCGAUACUGAGGUUACAGGGACGAUAAACUGCAUGUGCGUGUUGAGUGAAUACUAAUUUGAUAUUCUUGGUGUUUGUCAUGUUCAGUCCUUUACUUGUAUGUAUCAAUAGUCAAAAUUGGAAAGAUAUUGUCGGUACAUCAAACGUUUUUAUUUUGUGAUUUUCUACAUUGUUAUGCAUGUUACGUUGUCAAUGUGUUGAAAUGAAAAUGUUAUAACAGGGAGUAAGUCAAUUACAUUUCUGUCUCACGAUAUAUUGAUACGGGUACUAAAUGAUGCAUUGUUUUCAUUGAUUUUCUUCAUUAAUAAAAUCUGUGAUGAAAUAUAACUUUCCACGUUUGAAAAAGUGGACAUAUUGCUUUGCGCAUGUCGGUAGGUAGGUUGGUCAGUACCCCACAUCCUGUGCAACGGAUAAUAGGAGAACGAUUCACUAUUUCAUACUCGAUAGGCUGAAACGAUGACCCCAUUGCCAGGCAGGUCGUCAAGGUCACAACCUAACCUGACAGGUUUUGUAAGUAAUUGAUCUUGUAUAACGGAUAAUUGGGUUUACUUCUCAGACUUUGUGACAAGAUCCCUAAAUUGCUUGACAUGUCGGUAUAUUCAAGAUCACUGCCAAGUCGACAGGUUUGAUCUUUUGCAAAGCGUAACUGGGUACCUCGCAGGUUCAUACUAGGUAGACUGAUAUAUAUAUAUAUAUAUCAGCAGUCCAUAUUUCUUAUCAGGUCAGUAAGGUCAAGGUCACUACCAGGACUGACAGACUGUACGUGUGUAAUAUAUCUUGUGCAACAGAAAACUAAAGAAUGCUUUAUUUCUCAAGACUUCAUAUUUGGGGGACGGACACGCAUCAUGCUGAUGUUCCCUAUUUCUCAGAAGGUCACGGACCCCUGAGCAUACCAGAGGUGGGUUCAGGUGCCUAGGAGAAGUAAGCAUUCCCUGUUGACCGCUUAUAUCCUCUAUGCACCCUAUAUAUAAUAUUUUUGUGCAACAAUAACUGGAGAACGGUUUAUUUCUCAGAUGUCAUAUUUGAUCUGGAGAACAGUUUAUUUCUCAGAUGUCAUAUUUGAUGGGCCAUUAUCGUGAUUUACAUCAGUAUGUCAAGGUCACUACCAGGUCAAACAGACCGUAUUUUUCUCCCACGUCUUGUGUAUUGCAAUAUCAAUCCUUUCGUUAGGUCUGCUUUUCAGAUUUAGUUCUUCAGUGUGAUGUGUUGUGUACUGUAAUUUCUGUUACUCGGGAGAAGGGGGCUGUAUGUUCUACAAACACCUCUGCAGUUGAAAAUAUCUAAUGGCUACAAUGGUCGCUGCUUUGGUGAUGUCUGCUUGACUGUAUAGCAUUUUUUCUACAUCGACAUGAGUUCUGUCUGAUUUUUGUAUGUAAAAUAACGACACACGGAGGACAGAUCUGGUGUGUCUAGGAGUCGGUGUUUGCCAUACUGUUAAUUUUGAAUUUUAUAUUGCGAAAUUGAUAUCUAGAAUUAUUUCCAGUUUUUUAAAGAAUGGUUUAAAUAACAUUAAAACUUUAAAAGGCAUAAA